Anisakis simplex (herring worm) is the source of this 192-nucleotide messenger RNA. The record is from the annotation of a GenBank genome assembly. Lineage: Eukaryota; Metazoa; Nematoda; Chromadorea; Rhabditida; Anisakidae.
AUGCAGCGCGGAUGGAGAGUGCCCGAUUGCUUUCUUGUGUGUCAAUGGAAUUUGUACACAUACACACCAAGCAUUUUAGACUGUAAUCCAGCAUGCCCCGUGGGUCAGAUCUGUCAGGACGGUACGUGCACAGCCCCAACGGCCCCACCGACGCCACCUCCCGUGCCCACUCCGCCCGGCCCGGAGCCGACU